Molecule: messenger RNA, 1192 nt
Organism: Prorocentrum cordatum
Lineage: Eukaryota; Dinophyceae; Prorocentrales; Prorocentraceae
Source: the annotation of a GenBank genome assembly
GUGCGGAGUGCAAGUGCUCGCAUUAUGCGUCGGGCGCUGGCUGUUCAAAACGGAUACUGUGUGCAUUUACCUAUUCGUUUGCCUCUGGAUGGUUUGGUGCCACCUACGUGUCGCCCACCACCAGGGCUGGAGCGGGCAACUGCCGAUUUGGUUCUAGAUUAUCUCUUGUUGCGCGAUCCACCUGUUGUUAAACGCAGUUUGGAGGAGGAGGAGGAGGCUGACAUUAAGACUGUUUCGGAGAGUCUUUCUUGCCGUAUGCAGGCUUCUGAAUCGCUGGUUGAUGUAGAUAUUGGAGUGCAGGCUUCUGAAUCGCUGGUUGAUGUUGGAGUGCAGACGGUUGAUGUUGCGGACUUUCAUUGUGAAGGCGGCUGUCAGACAGAUAGUGUCGUUGGGAUGGAGGGAGGAGCUGGAGGCACCCUCGAGUGCGGAGUCUUCUCCGAACGUGCAGUCUGAUUCCGAUAGCCGCGCCUUGUCAGGAGCGUCCCAGGGGUGUCUGAAUCGUCCCGUCACGCUCAAUGAGGUAUCGAAGGAGUCGCGCCAGAGGACUCGAGGGAGAGAUCGUGACAAGGUCAAGGGGACAUCGACGUGCUCUCAGGCCACCAUUGCCGAUGUCAAAGCGUGGAUUGACGCUGUUGCCAGCAUCAACGAGUUGAAUGCGAUCCAGUAUUUAAAGAACGGAAUGGAUUUGUUUGAUAAGCUGGUGACAGAACGUGGGUUCCCUACAAAGAAGGCCCAAAAAGAUUAUGCUCGGAAACUGUAUGAGAUGCUCCAGAAUGUGCAAGCGACGCUGGAGGAUCUUCUAGGAUUCUUCGAGGUGCACAGGUUCUUGACAGGACAAAUGAACCGCGCCGAGAUGGCCAAGUUUCUUGAGGUUUCCAAGUGCAGCGAUUACCGAAUAAUAUUCUUCGGACGCCCGAGGAGUUUCGACAAGUUGGGAUGAAGCUAUUCGUGCGCACUUGUAUGCAGCUUUCGGUUUAGAACAGCGAAGGCUGUAAUGCUUGUAUCUCACCUGUUCUUGUUUUCCUCACUUUAUCUCUCUGUUUGACCUCUCGCUGGAGCCAUGAUGGCUCUACGGCCCGUUGUGGGCCCCACUGAGCGCUUCAGGUGUGUAAAGGGCAGGGGCCCUUCAUCUUCUUCAGGUGACGUUCUUCCACGGGUUGUUUCCCCGUCUAAUUCGUUGAUUACUUCACAC